Mus caroli (Ryukyu mouse) is the source of this 1049-nucleotide messenger RNA. Its product is annotated as olfactory receptor 8G17. Lineage: Eukaryota; Metazoa; Chordata; Mammalia; Rodentia; Muridae. The record is from RefSeq and is a predicted model, not a curated record. Gene Ontology annotation, cellular component: membrane. Gene Ontology annotation, biological process: G protein-coupled receptor signaling pathway. Gene Ontology annotation, molecular function: olfactory receptor activity; G protein-coupled receptor activity.
AACCGAUCCAAAAGAAGAACAACUGUGUCCCUCAAAAGUCACUAUCUUUUCAUUUUAGAAUCUGCCUGAGAACAUGGAAAAAAGCAAUCACUCCACAGUGACCAAAUUCUUCCUCUCUGGCUUAACAGAACAACCAGAAUUACAGCUGCCACUCUUCCUCCUCUUCCUUGGAAUCUACCUGCUCACAGUGCUGGGGAACCUGGGCAUGAUCAUCCUGAUCCUGCUCAGCUCACACCUGCACACCCCCAUGUACUUCUUCCUCAGCAGUCUGUCCUUCAUUGACCUCUGCCAAUCUACUGUCAUUACCCCAAAAAUGCUGGUGAAUUUUGUGAGGGAGAAGAAUGAAAUCUCCUACCCUGAGUGCAUAACUCAACUUUGCUUCUUUGUCAUUUUUGCUGUUUCAGAAAGUUACAUGCUGGCUGCAAUGGCAUAUGAUCGCUAUGUUGCCAUCUGUAGCCCCUUACUUUACAGUAGCAUCAUGUCUCAACAUAAGUGCCUUUCUCUUGUUUUAGGAGUUUACAUUUUAGGCAUAGUUUGUGCAUCAGCUCAUGUAGGAUGUAUAUUUAGGAUUGAUUUCUGCAAAUCUGAUUUGAUCAACCAUUAUUUCUGUGACCUUAUUACUGUUCUUAAUCUCUCCUGCUCUAAUAUUUUUGUGAAUGAUCUCGUAAUUCUAAUUUUUAGUCUAAUUAAUACCAUUUUCCCAACCCUGACCAUCCUCAGUUCUUAUGCUUUCAUCAUUAUCAGCAUCAUACGCAUUAAAUCCACUGAGGGAAGAUCUAAAGCCUUCAGUACCUGCAGCUCCCACAUCUCAGCUGUUGCUGUCUUUUAUAUCUCUGCUGGAUUUACAUAUCUAAACCCAUCAUCUUCCCAUUCUAUGGAUGAAGGAAAAGUGUCUUCUAUAUUUUACACCAUCAUUGUUCCCAUGCUCAACCCUCUGAUCUACAGUCUAAGGAAUAAGGAUGUGAAAAUUGCGCUGAAGAAAAUGAUUAAAUGAAGAUAAUUCUUCUGAUAAGUAUAAUGUACAAAAAAAGUCUCAUUAGCUCAUAAUC